UGGAUUUAAUGUGGCCUGCGAAGCUCGUCGGUGCUCUGCUCCAGGCAAAGGCAUCAUGAGUAAUUUGUUAGGGUUUAAGCUAUUACUCUGCAACACCACCAAACCCUCUGUCUUGAACCAAAACCUCUUCUCAGCUUCUAUUCUACUUCCCUCAAUAUCAUCUCCCCCCCUUUUCCUGCCUUCCAAACAAUCCGAUUCCCUCACACCAAACAGUAGAACAAGAAAAGGAAGAGCAACUUCUGAUGCUGUACUCUCCAAUUUCCGUGCCAAUUCUACAGCAAACAGUAUAGAUGCUGCUGAAGUAGCAGAGCAAGUUGAGGUGGAAGUGGCCCAGGGUUACACAAUCACCCAAUUUUGUGAUAAGAUUAUUGAUGUAUUCGUAAAUGAGAAACCCAAGUCGAAGGAAUGGCGGAAGUAUUUGGUGUUCAGAGAAGAGUGGAACAAGUAUAGGGAAGCUUUCUACAAUCGGUGUCAAACACGGGCUUAUGCAGAAACUGACCCAGUUAUGAAGAAAAAGUUGAUCGAGUUAGGGAGAAAAGUGAAGAAGAUUGAUGAUGAAAUGGAAAGACAUACUGAGCUUCUAAAGGAGGUUCAGAGCAGCCCAAUGGAUGUUAAUGCAAUUGUUGUGAGGCGGCGCAAGGACUUCACUGGAGAGUUUUUUCGUCACCUAUCUUUACUUUCAGAAACCUAUGACAGUUUGGAGGAUCGUGAUGCGAUGGCCAGGCUUGGAGCUAGAUGCUUGUCUGCAGUCUCUGCAUACGAUAACACACUGGAGAUUGUGGAAACUUUAGAUGUUGCCCAGGCUAAAUUUGAUGAUAUCCUCAACUCUCCUUCAAUAGAUGUGGCAUGUGAAAAGAUUAAGAGCCUUGCCAAGGCAAAGGAACUUGAUUCUUCAUUGAUCCUGUUGAUAAAUAGUGCUUGGUCUGCAGCAAAGGAGUCCACUACCAUGAAGAAUGAGGUCAAAGACAUCAUGUAUCAUCUGUACAAAGCCACAAAGAGCAGUCUCAGAAGCAUUGCACCAAAAGAAAUAAAGCUACUCAAGCAUUUGUUGAACAUCACAGAUCCUGAAGAGCGAUUCUCAGCAUUGGCUAGUGCUUUCUCCCCUGGAGAUGACCGUGAAGCCAAGGAUCCCAAUGCUUUAUACACUACUCCAAAGGAACUACAUAAAUGGAUCAAGAUCAUGCUUGAUGCUUACCAUCUAAAUAAAGAAGAAACCGACAUUAGAGAAGCGAGGCAGAUGACUGAACCUGUGGUUAUCCAGAGGCUCUUCAUCCUCAAGGAAACGAUCGAAGAGGAAUACUUGGAACGAGGCAUUAAAACAGAACAGGAGACUAAAUCAGAGGAGCAGUGAAGCAUCACUAGCUGUGUAUUAUCAGCUGUUAUAUCAUUCAGAAAUGAAACUUGUAGUUCUGUGAUCAACUUUGAACUCCACAACUCUACACAUCUGUGCCCUCUAUAGGAGGGAACAAGAAUUUUGUACACUUUUUAACCCUGAUUUAGAAAUAUUUAAUUUGAUCCCGAAUUGGGUUGAAUUUCAAAAGUACUCAAUUCAAUGUCAUCUCAAUUUUUGGCUCCAA
This is a messenger RNA of Vitis riparia (riverbank grape), 1577 nucleotides long. RefSeq lists its product as uncharacterized. The coding region runs from base 56 to 1351 and encodes 431 amino acids. NCBI's taxonomy places the organism in Eukaryota, Viridiplantae, Streptophyta, Magnoliopsida, Vitales, Vitaceae. The record is from RefSeq and is a predicted model, not a curated record. The transcript has 6 exons. Gene Ontology annotation, cellular component: chloroplast envelope; chloroplast thylakoid membrane.